Molecule: messenger RNA, 1609 nt
Organism: Fragaria vesca subsp. vesca
Lineage: Eukaryota; Viridiplantae; Streptophyta; Magnoliopsida; Rosales; Rosaceae
Product: calmodulin-binding receptor-like cytoplasmic kinase 2-like
Exons: 6
Coding region: 48-1376 (442 amino acids)
Biological process (GO): protein phosphorylation
Molecular function (GO): ATP binding; protein kinase activity
Source: RefSeq, a predicted model, not a curated record
UCUCUCUCUCUCUCUCUCUCUCUCUCUCUCUCUCUCCCCCAACUUAAAUGAGACGAACUCCGUCGUACGGACGCCGCCGCAACACCAGCUCCGAUGCUGGGACCACCCCUGACCGCCUCCCCUACGCAUCACCUGCCCCCUCAUCUUACUCUAACGCCUCAUCCACUGCAAGCAAGUCCAGUGCAGUCGCCGUCGCCGCUCGCUCCGUCGUCGGAGUCUUCGUCGGCUGCUUCACUCCUCCCGACACCAGAAGCUCGGCCAGCUUUGCCGACUCCUCCGAGGAGUUUAAACCUCCUUCCGUGUUUUCGGAUAACUCUGGAGCUGGGAGUGAGAGGAGACGCGCCUCUGGUUCGAGCCGGGGAGUUUACUCUAGUACGAAUAACUCGAGACAUGAGAGACAGGCUGGGAAUGUGAAGUUCACGAUGGAUGAAAUCUAUAGGGCCACUAAGAACUUCUCUCCCUCGGUCAAGAUCGGACAAGGCGGCUUUGGGACGGUGUACAAGGGGACGCUUGAAGAUGGGACAUCAGUUGCCAUUAAGCGUGCCAAAAAGAGUGUGUAUGACAAGCAUUUGGGUGUGGAGUUCCAGAGCGAGAUUCAAAUGCUGUCGCAGGUGGAGCAUUUGAACCUGGUCAAGUUUUAUGGGUAUGUGGAGUAUGAAGAUGAGAAAGUUGUGGUUGUGGAGUAUGUUCCUAAUGGAACCCUUAGACAACAUUUGGAUUGUAUGCAAGGCGACAUUCUUGACCUUACGGCGCGGCUUGACAUUGCAAUCGAUGUGGCUCAUGCUGUCACCUAUCUUCAUAUGUACACAGAUCAUCCGAUAAUCCAUAGGGACAUAAAGUCUUCCAACAUUCUCCUAACAGAGAACUUAAGAGCAAAAGUAGCUGACUUUGGUUUUGCUAGGCUUGCUGCUGAUAGUGAUUCAGGUGCUACUCAUGUGUCUACUCAAGUUAAAGGAACCGCUGGCUACUUGGACCCCGAGUACCUCAGAACCUAUCAACUUACAGAUAAGAGUGAUGUUUACUCAUUUGGUGUGUUACUAGUUGAACUGGUUACAGGCAGGCGUCCGAUUGAACCAAAACGGGAACUCAAGGAACGGAUAACUGCAAAAUGGGCUAUGAAGAAGUUUAGUGAUGGAGACGCUAUUCUAAUUUUGGAUCCCAGGCUGGAAAAGAAUGCAGCCAACAAUUUAGCCAUUGAAAAGAUUCUUGAACUAUCCUUGCAAUGCUUGGCUCAACGUAGACAGCACCGGCCUAGCAUGAAGAGGUGCGCGGAGAUCCUCUGGAGCAUCCGCAAGGACUAUAAAGAGAUGUUAGCUCCAGAUUUUCGCUCAUCUUCCACCCGUUCGCAGAGGAGCACUUCAACAAGAGAAGGGUGACAAAAUCAUAGAGCCUUCAAGUGAAGGCUCACAAUGAAUGGAUGGUUUAUAUGUAUAUGAGAGAUUGAACAGCAAGCAAGUUUUGUUUCAAGAAAGAACCAUACAGUGAAUAUGUGAGUAAGCCUCAGUAGAAAGCAAACUAAUUUCUUUAUACAAUGAUCUGGAGCCAUUGCUUUUCAAAGGAUACAAUCAGCUUGUUAUUACAUCCAAAUUAAAUUUGUUCUUUAGGUUUG